Molecule: messenger RNA, 414 nt
Organism: Telopea speciosissima
Lineage: Eukaryota; Viridiplantae; Streptophyta; Magnoliopsida; Proteales; Proteaceae
Exons: 1
Coding region: 1-414 (137 amino acids)
Source: RefSeq, a predicted model, not a curated record
AUGCAUGAUAGUACUACAAUCCAAGAUCAUAUGAUGAAGCUUACCAAGCUCUUCUCUGGAUUAGAGAAUAAGGGUACUCUAUUUGAGUUGGACUUUAAGAUAGAGAUUAUCUUUGUCUCACUUCCUGACGCCUAUAGCUCCUUUAUCAUGAACUUCCACAUAAAUAAAGUAGUGGUUAACAAUGUCUCUGAGCUUACUAACAUGUUUAUAGAAGCAGAAAGUCCGCUUAAGAAAAUUAAGGUUGUUCCUCUUGUUACUGAGAAGAGUUCUCAGGGUUCAAAGAACAAGAAAAAGAAGAGGACUAAGAAAAAUAAGAAAGGCAAGUCAACCGGUGUGAAAGAGAGAGGAGUGCGGAAGAAAAAGGCCAAAGCUGACAAAGAAAAGUGUUUCCAUUGUGGCAAGAUUGGACACUAG